Messenger RNA from Paramormyrops kingsleyae, 3011 nucleotides. RefSeq lists its product as uncharacterized. NCBI's taxonomy places the organism in Eukaryota, Metazoa, Chordata, Actinopteri, Osteoglossiformes, Mormyridae. The record is from RefSeq and is a predicted model, not a curated record.
CUCGGAGCGGCUGGCGUGCGGCUCUUUCCAGGGACAUCAGGAGCGUCCGACGCAGGUUCUUUGGAGGCUGUGCUUUCUGGAAGGUGGGAUGAUGUAAAGCGGGAUUCUCCAGAUAAAAGAAUUGCUGAGAAACCUGCUCAGGAGGGGGAAAGCCAUCUUAGGUACCAUCUGCCUGCGGGGAGCAUAUCGACCAGUACCUCGCCAGACGGUCUGUGCUCUUCUGAUUGGUCCUGCGGGGGGCAUAUCGACCAGUACCUCGUCAGACGGUCUGUGCUCUUCUGAUUGGUCCGUCCGCAAGGUUGCCGCACAUUUCUACAAAGCGUUAGCCUUUCAGACGCCACGUUGUCGGGGAUCCUGCCGCCAUGCCGUCUUUCAGGGUGGAGACAACCCAGCUGAGUGGACUCAUGCUGCUCCUGCUGUCUGGCCUCCUGGUGUCUGCGCAGGAUGAUUUUUCCGGCUACCAUUCAGGUGACGGGCAUGUCCUCGAGGGCUCUGUGGUGGGUGUCUAUGAAGAGUCAGGAUACCCCCUUCCAGACGAGGUCCAGCUGGAGCCCACCACAGGGUACGAAGAGCAGACGGCCUCGGCCUACGACCCCUACCACCCCUACGGCCCCGUCUCCUCUAUCGUCACCAUGAUAACGGAGGACGCGUAUCCCUACGUGGCAACCACAUCCCAGUCGUACGACUAUGCCAAGGAGGUCCCCACGGUGACCACUCAGGUGCCCUACUACGAAAGCGGCAUCGCCACCCUCGGGGAGGAGGAGGGGCCCACGGACUGUGACUGCCUACCUGGGGAGCCUGGCUUUGCCGGAUUUGCUGGGCCCAAGGGAGCCAGAGGGGAGCAGGGUAAGGAUGGAUUCCCUGGAGCGCAAGGACGGGUGGGGUACAAGGGAUUCAAAGGGGUGCCUGGAAGAAGGGGGGACCCGGGCCCAGAGGGAGAGCCUGGGGAGGACGGGGCUGAGGGGCCGUCGGGCUUCUCUGGAGCCAUGGGUGAAACUGGGCUCCGUGGGGACAAGGGAGAAGCAGGGGACUUGGGUGCGAAGGGUGACAUCGGCAUGACAGGCCCAUGGGGAGGAGUCGGAAUCAAGGGCGAGACAGGACCAGUGGGAGGAGGUGGAAAACCUGGAAAACCUGGAACCAAGGGGAUAAAGGGAUCGAUUGGGACUCCUGGGAAAAUGGGACCAGAUGGUGAGAUGGGAAUGAAGGGUCAGAUUGGAGCCCCUGGCUUCUCAGGAGACAGGGGAGAGCCAGGUUACAUGGGGUAUUCAGGAAUCCCAGGAGGCGGAGGAGAACCUGGACUAAAGGGAAACAAAGGCUUGGGGGGAAUUCCAGGCAGUGACGGGGAACCUGGAGAGGAUGGUCCUCUAGGAGUGCCGGGAGUAAUUGGAAUUCCUGGAUCAUUUGGCAUUAAGGGGGACAAAGGGGAUCCAGGCCCUAGGGGACCCCAAGGACGAGUGGGUGCACAGGGACAACACGGGGAGAGAGGAGACGCCGGCAUCCCAGGGAAGCCGGGAGCCAGUGGCCUGAAGGGCCAGCCGGGUGCCAAAGGGGAGACUGGAGUGGACGGCGAGAAGGGACCCAGAGGACCACAGGGGUCAAAGGGCACGAAGGGGCAAAAGGGUAGCGCCGGUUUCCGUGGUGAUAAAGGGAAGCGUGGUGAGAGGGGCUUUGCGGGACCUCUUGGAGGUGUUGGCCGUUUGGGCCCCCCAGGAGUGCCGGGUCCACGGGGCAAUCCUGGUGCUUUGGGCGACUCCGGAGUUAGGGGCACCCCAGGACCCAAAGGAGUACCAGGGCCCCCCGGCCCAGGACUCUCCGAUGAACAGGUCCUCCAGCUCUGCCAGGGUGUGGUGACGGCUCAGAUCUCGCAGUAUGCUGUGUCCAUCCGUGCCAAAUGUGCCCAGGGCUGCCCCGUCAACCACCGCACCCUGAUCGGACCCCCUGGGAUCAGGGGCCCACAUGGAGCCUCCGGCAAACCCGGGAAACCUGGCAAGUCCGGCUCCAAGGGAGCCAGUGGGCCGAGGGGGGACACGGGAUUCCCAGGCCAGGAGGGCGCAGCAGGACAGAGAGGCCAGAAGGGCACCAAAGGGGUGCGAGGUGACCCUGGCACAGGGCUGCCAGGAAUCGACGGAUACCAGGGCCUCAGAGGCUUUCCGGGGCACCCUGGUCAGCCGAAGAAUGGGACAGAUGGUCCCAUGGGUCCCCGUGGACACCCAGGCCCAAUGGGCCAGUCAGGAGGGGCUGGGCUUGCUGGGGUGCCGGGGGUGUGCGAGGCUCGAGAUUGUAGCAUCCAUGCCCCAGUGAUGCGGAAGGAGCAGGGCCUGGUGAAGGGACCACUCAGUCCCAACAUAUAGACACGUCAUGGUGGCACAGGGUUGCCUUAAAGCUGCUCAUAAACACAGAACUAUACCCAUAAUCCCCCAGUCUGACCCUAUCCAUCCUUGCCUUACAGUACGCUGAACUUACCCACCCACAACCCUACCAUAAUCCAUCCAAUAUUACCCAUACUGCCUUGCUAGCUUUAGUUGUUACACCAGGGGUAGGUAACCCUCAGAGCUGGGAGAAACACUGCUCUAAUUACCCCCAGAGCCCCCAGCAUGAAAGACAGCCGCCUGAAUAAAGUCGGGAGAGGAGACUGAAAUUAGUUUUCCCAUCACAUAAUUCAGUUUUUGAUUGACUUUUAUUUUAUUGAUGCCCUCAUUCAAGAGAUGGUUUAUUUUAUUAUUUCACAUUUUUAUCAGUACAAGGACAAAAAUAAUGUAAAUAUUUUUUAAAAAUAUAUAAACAUUCAUAAACGUUUUCUAAUUCGCUUGUGUGAUAAAAACAUCUCUGUUGCAUUUCAAGAACACGGCUAACUGGGGAUUUGAGCAGUUAAUUUAAAAUACUCAACGUUAAGAAGCAGUUUCCGAUUCUGCUGCACUUCACAUCUUCUUCAGGAGUUAUAUUAAGAAUAUAAAGUUUAUACUGAACAUCUGCCAAAAACUGUUAGUAUAAAAAUAUGCACAAAAAACAAA